Iphiclides podalirius (scarce swallowtail) is the source of this 357-nucleotide messenger RNA. Lineage: Eukaryota; Metazoa; Arthropoda; Insecta; Lepidoptera; Papilionidae. The record is from the annotation of a GenBank genome assembly.
AUGGACGCAUCUGGCUAUCCUCCGUAUCCCCCAUACUCUAAGGAGACCGCGCCACCUUCAGUAGCCGAGACCAUAAUCGCUGGUCGGGAUCUACGUAGCAAGUUCAAAUGUUCACCUCAGAAGUCUGUUCGACCGCCGCCUAGGCCAGCUAAACCUAAGGGCCCUAAAGCUACCGAUGUGCCAAUGCCGAAGCGCGCUUUCAAGGCCCACUCCCGAUGUCUCCGUCGGCAUGGGGCGGUCCUCACCGAUCGCCUGGAGUGGAUGGCGAAGCCUCGGCGACGCAACGUCAUAUAUCUUUGGAGAGAAUAUGCCAAUAUAUUACCGCCGGAGACUGUAUGCUAUGAAUGCCUAUUUUAU